CCGCGCCCCGCCGGUGACCACCACCAUUACCAUCCACCACCACGAGCGAGCGAGGCGGCCAACGAAUCCCCACCACCACCACCACCGGAAGAAAGGAGAAGUUGGAGCGCGCCAUGGCGAGGGGCGGGGGGUUCCUCAGCGCGAACGUCCUACUAGUGGCGGCGGCGCUGCUGCUCCUGGCGCUGGCUUGGGGUGCCCGGGCGGCGGGGGCCGGGGACGUGCCGCUCAGCUGGGAGCUCGGGGUGGUCGGCGGCGGCGGCGAAGAGGAGGAGGACAGCUUCGGCUUCUCCACCGCCGGGGAGGCCGCGGUGGUGCGGCGGGUGCUGCAGGGGCAGGGCUACAUCAGCUACGGCGCGCUGCGGCGCGACACCACGCCCUGCUCCGUCCGCGGCGCCUCCUACUACAACUGCCACCCCGGCGGCCAGGCCAACCCCUACUCCCGCGGCUGCUCCGCCAUCACCCGCUGCCGCGGCUGACCACCAUUCCACCUCCCGCCCACCAUUCAAUUGUUCGUUGCCUCCGCCUCUCUUUUUCUCGUCUUCUCCUCCCUUUUUCCUUUUCCCUCUCCGUGCUGUUUUACCAUGAAAAAGAAGCACAAUUGGUCGGUGCCCACCCACGAAUCGAAUUGAGCCAGCAAGAUGUGUGUGUGCGCGCCCCGUCCUGUAUAUUGCGAUUGGAAUUUCUUAUAUUAUAUUUCAAGUCGUGUAUAAACUGAAAUUCUUCUGGUGCUAUUUAAUCUCUCUUUGUUUGCUU
Oryza brachyantha (malo sina) is the source of this 753-nucleotide messenger RNA. RefSeq names its product rapid alkalinization factor-like. The transcript has a single exon. The coding region runs from base 114 to 476 and encodes 120 amino acids. The record is from RefSeq and is a predicted model, not a curated record. Lineage: Eukaryota; Viridiplantae; Streptophyta; Magnoliopsida; Poales; Poaceae.